This is a messenger RNA of Ostrinia furnacalis (Asian corn borer), 1846 nucleotides long. RefSeq names its product tubulin beta chain-like. Bases 119 to 1492 code for a protein of 457 amino acids. NCBI's taxonomy places the organism in Eukaryota, Metazoa, Arthropoda, Insecta, Lepidoptera, Crambidae. Gene Ontology annotation, cellular component: microtubule. The transcript is spliced from 3 exons. Gene Ontology annotation, molecular function: structural constituent of cytoskeleton; GTPase activity; GTP binding. Gene Ontology annotation, biological process: microtubule-based process. The record is from RefSeq and is a predicted model, not a curated record.
CCCCAGGCCACAUCACUCGCCGUUCCUUCACUCCACUCGCCUCGGGAGGCCGUUAGUCCGAAACCCACUGUCGCGGCGUCCACACAUAUCCACUAGGUUUAGUCACAAAUAAGGUACAAUGAGGGAAAUAGUGCACCUGCAGGCUGGCCAGUGCGGUAACCAGAUCGGCGCUAAAUUCUGGGAGAUCAUAUCGGAGGAGCACGGCAUCGACCCGGCCGGCGUGUAUCGAGGCACCAGCGACCUACAGCUCGAGCGAAUCUCCGUCUACUACAAUGAGGCCUCUGUUGCGACGGCGGAGAACGGCGGCAAGUACGUGCCCCGCGCCAUCCUCCUCGACCUGGAGCCCGGUACCAUGGACGCCGUGCGCUCCGGCGCCUACGGCCAGCUGUUCCGCCCAGACAACUUCGUCUUCGGCCAGUCCGGCGCCGGCAACAACUGGGCCAAGGGACACUACACCGAGGGCGCCGAGCUCGUCGACGCGGUCCUAGACGUCGUCCGCAAGGAGUGCGAAAACUGCGACUGUCUCCAGGGCUUCCAACUCACGCACUCCCUCGGCGGCGGCACCGGCUCCGGCAUGGGCACCCUCCUCAUCUCCAAAAUCAGAGAAGAAUACCCCGACAGAAUCAUGAACACCUACUCAGUCGUCCCCUCGCCCAAAGUGUCAGACACCGUCGUCGAACCCUACAACGCCGUCCUCUCCAUCCAUCAGCUAGUCGAAAACACAGACGAAACCUACUGCAUAGACAACGAAGCCCUAUACGACAUCUGCUACAGAACCCUCAAAGUGCCCAACCCCACUUACGGAGACCUCAACCACCUAGUCUCACUCACGAUGUCCGGCGUGACCACGUGUCUGCGGUUCCCCGGUCAGCUGAAUGCGGAUCUCCGCAAGCUGGCCGUGAACAUGGUCCCCUUCCCGCGUCUGCACUUCUUCAUGCCCGGCUUCGCUCCCCUGACCUCCCGCGGCAGCCAGCAGUACCGCGCGCUCACCGUGCCCGAGCUCACCCAGCAGAUGUUCGACGCCAAGAACAUGAUGGCGGCCUGCGACCCGCGCCACGGCCGCUACCUCACCGUCGCCGCCAUCUUCCGUGGACGCAUGUCCAUGAAGGAGGUCGACGAGCAGAUGCUGUCGAUUCAGAACAAGAACAGCAGCUUCUUCGUGGAAUGGAUUCCGAACAACGUGAAGACGGCGGUGUGCGAUAUUCCUCCGAAGGGGUUGAAGAUGUCGUCUACGUUUAUCGGUAACACGACGGCCAUUCAGGAGUUGUUCAAGAGGAUAUCGGAGCAGUUCACGGCUAUGUUCAGGCGUAAGGCGUUCUUGCAUUGGUAUACUGGGGAGGGUAUGGACGAGAUGGAGUUUAACGAGGCGGAGAGCAACGUGAACGACCUGGUGUCGGAGUACCAGCAGUACCAGGAGGCGACGGCGGAGGACGACACGGAGUUCGACCAGGAAGACAUGGAGGAGCUGGCGCAGGACGAGCAGCACGACUAGAGAAGGCCGCGUGUUGGGACGCGUUUCACCGUUUGUGAUGUCAAAAAUGCUGGUCAUAUAAGUGCGGUCAGGCUUCCCGCAUCAUCUCACUUCUACACUUUCGAAAAUUAGAGGCUAAGAUAUCUUCUGUAAAACCAAAGCAUCGUGACUCUUCGUGGGACCUCUCGCACUGUUAUCCGUCAACGCCGUUGACGCGCCGUAAGAGUGCAAAUGAUAAUAAUAAAUAAUAUUUUAUAAUAUUAUAUUGAAUAGUAUUAUAUCGAAGUCUGUUUUUAAAAGUGAAUUUUAUAGAUAUCUAAGAGUCAGAAAUUCAUAAGGAACGUACCAAUCUGUGCAUUUCUUAGCUUAAGUUAU